AUAUAGAUACUGCAGCAAGCACAAUUAAGCAUUUAAGCUGAAGAAGUAGUUCAGACUUGUACACUAUUAGUGAAACACGCAUCAGUAUAGGAAAUGGCUGCAGAAGAUGAGCUGAAGCUCCUGGGAUUUUGGGCGAGCCCCUACGUUUGCAGAGUGAAGCUCGCACUCCACCUCAAAGGCCUGAUCUACGACUAUGUCAAGGAGGAUGUCUUCACCAACAAGAGCGAGCUCCUCCUCAGCUGCAACCCGGUGCACGCGAAGGUCCCCGUGCUCAUCCACAACGGCAAGCCCAUCUGCGAGUCGCAGGUCAUCGUACAAUACAUCGACGAGGUCUUCCCCGACGCCGGCGUCACCCUCCUCCCCGCCGACCCCCACGAUCGCGCCGCCGCUCGCUUCUGGGCCGCCUACAUCGACGACAAGCUACUGCCCCCGUGGGUGCACGCGUACAGGGGAAAGACGGACGAGGAGAAGGCCGAGAGGAUGAAGCAGACGCUUGCGGUGGUCGACGCGCUGGAGACGGCGAUGGAGGAGUGCUCCAAGGGGAACGCCUUCUUCGGCGGCGACACCGUCGGGUACGUCGACGUCGCGCUGGGGGGCUUGCUCUCCUGGUUGCACGGGACCGAGGAGCUGUGUGGCGCCAAGAUCUUGGACGCCGCCAAGACCCCGCUCCUGUCGGCGUGGGCGCGGCGCUUCGGCGAGCUGGAUGCAGCCAACGCGGCGCUGCCGGACGUCGGCAGGUUGGUCGAGUUUUGCAAGAUGAGGCAUGUCGAGCUGGAGGCUGCAGAGGCAGCAGCUGCGCGCCUGAUACUGCCGGACUUGGUCGGAUCGGAGAUGGCCGGAGGAGGAGAUGAGCUGAAGCUUCUUGCGACAUGGUUCAGCCCGUUCGCUUCCAGAGUGAAGUUCGUGUUCCAUCUCAAGGGCCUGAGCUACGAGAACAUCGAGGAGGACCUCAAGAACAAGAGCGAGCUCCUCCUCAAGAGCAACCCCGUGAUCAAGAAGGUCCCCGUGCUCCUCCACAACGGCAAGCCGCUGUGCGAGUCCAUGGUCAUCGUCGAGUACCUCGAUGAGACCUUCGCCGCCGUCGGCCCGUCCGUCGUCCCCGCCGACCCCUACGAACGCGCCGUCGCUCGCUUCUGGGUCUCCUACAUCGACAACAAGCUGGUGGCGCCAUGGUUCCAGGUGUUCAGGGGAAAGACGAAGGAGGAGAAGGCGGAGGGGCUGAAGCAGAUGUUCGAGGCAACGGCGGUCAUGGAGGUGGCAUUCAGGGAGUGCUCCAAGGGGAGGCCCUUCUUCGGCGGCGACGCCGUCGGGAUCGUCGACGUCGCGCUCGGCAGCCAGCUUGGGUGGCUGCGCGCGUCGGAGACGCUGUCCGGGAUCAAGCUGUUCGACCCGGCCAAGACGCCGCUCCUGCUGGCGUGGGCGGAGCGCUUCCUCGCGCUGGACGCGGCGAAGGCGUCCAUGCCGGAGUCCGGUAGGCUGCUCGCGUAUGCCAAGAUGAGGCAGGCCGAGACCGAUGCCGCCAAUGCAAGCAAGUGAUCACCUGCGAGCUGCGACGUCGCUCUACUGCGAGGAACGAACCCCUGCACAUGUUUUUUUGGGGGGAAUCGAGUUAAAAUAAUAUGGCACGUGCACGGUGGUGGCACGACUGUUGCACGACUGGAAAUUGUGUUUUCCUAUGACCAAUAAAAUAAAAUAUUCUGCACACAAAAUAAAAAGGCGACAGACCUUAAAAAAUGAACAUGCCAAAAGGUUGACACUUAAACAAA
Messenger RNA from Oryza sativa Japonica Group (Japanese rice), 1766 nucleotides. RefSeq names its product probable glutathione S-transferase GSTU6. Lineage: Eukaryota; Viridiplantae; Streptophyta; Magnoliopsida; Poales; Poaceae. The record is from RefSeq and is a predicted model, not a curated record. Gene Ontology annotation, molecular function: glutathione transferase activity. Gene Ontology annotation, biological process: glutathione metabolic process. Gene Ontology annotation, cellular component: cytoplasm.